Molecule: messenger RNA, 2138 nt
Organism: Megalobrama amblycephala (Wuchang bream)
Lineage: Eukaryota; Metazoa; Chordata; Actinopteri; Cypriniformes; Xenocyprididae
Gene: sys1
Product: SYS1 golgi trafficking protein
Exons: 4
Coding region: 326-796 (156 amino acids)
Biological process (GO): Golgi to plasma membrane protein transport; Golgi to endosome transport; protein localization to Golgi apparatus
Cellular component (GO): trans-Golgi network; Golgi membrane
Source: RefSeq, a predicted model, not a curated record
GAUGUUGUGUCGAAUCUGCGCCGCGGGACACACAGAUGAUGAUGACGUCAAGCUCUGAACAUCGGCUCAAAGUUUCGCAUCCGGUUGAACUAUAUAUUAUUAGCCACAUAAAGCGUUUCCUAUCCUUUAUUUUAAACUGUCAGGCACUGGACCGACCUCAAGAUCUCAUUACGGAUGUGUCUUAUUAAGGGUUCGUGUUUUCAUGACAUUAUAAUACUCACAGACGGACGUCAACAAAGUCGCAGGUUGAAACUCAAAUCUUGGGGCUCCUGUUAACCCAUCCAGCUGGUGUGGGACGUGUGUUGUCCCCCUCUUCUUCUGCGAGAUGGGCAGUCAUUUCCGCAGCUACAUCUGGGAUCCGAUCCUCAUCAUCUCUCAGAUUGUUCUCAUGCAGUGCAUCUACUACAGCUUCUUGGGUCUGUGGUUGGCUGGUGUUGAUGGUUUGGUCCAUACCAGUAGAUCACUUGACCAAAUAUUCAGUUAUGAGGUUCUUGGCUUUUCAACAACACAAGGCCGCUUGUCUAUGAUGGCAUUCAUUCUGAAUUCUCUCACAUGUGCUUUUGGCCUGUGGUUUUUCAUCCGACGGGGAAAGCAGUGCCUGGACUUCACCGUAACAGUGCAUUUCUUUCACAUGAUCGGGUGCUGGAUCUAUAACGCCCACAUCCCAGCCGCCCUGUCAUGGUGGUUGGUCAACGUGGCCUGCAUGGCCCUCAUGGCAGUCAUUGGCGAGUACUUGUGCAUGCGGACAGAGCUCAGAGCAAUUCCUGUCAACACGGCACCCAAAUCCAACUUAUGAGCACUGUUUAGAGACAGAUGUGCCACAGCUGGAGUGAAUGAAGUCGGUGUAUCGGCAGGGCUGGUGUGUUGACUAAUGCCGCUGUGGUUUUCCAGGAAGAUGAGCGGAAGGGACUUGGUUUUCUGGUGAUGUAUUGGUCACGUCACUGUAUUUAAUCCGGAUGACAUUGAGAUGUGCUGCAUAUGUCAGAUGGGUUUUCAAGCUGCAUCAUGUGAGGAUAAUGACUUCCUGGAACUUCCCGCAAGAAUUCGCAUCAUUUCAAAGGGACUAUUGUAAUUAGUAUAUUUAGUAAUUAUUUAGGAUCAACAGUUUUCAUCAUUCACAGAUGGCUACUGAAAAUAUGAAAGUGGUGUGUGUUCUAACAGCGCAGAAAUUAUCAUGUCUUAUGUGUAAGUCUUUAUCUAAAAUAAAAUGCAAUGUAAUUCUGAAUACUUGGAUAAUGGUUCCUAAUCCUUUGGAAAGAAAUAAGUGGUUUUCAUGUUUUAUCAAGUCACCGUUUUACAGUUACCAAUGGCAGAGUUAUGUGCAAGUUUAUUAAACAAGUUUAUUAACAUGAAAUCAAAAUGGACCCAUUUACUUUCUUGAUAGACAUUCCUUUUGGUACUGAGCAUGUUGUUCCAAUGGACAAAGUUAAAUGUGGAUGCCUGCUUUUUUUCAUUUAAUAUCCUAUUUCACUUGGAAAUGUCACAUUAAAGGAUUAGUUCACUUUCAAAUUGAAAUUUCCUGAUAAUUUACUCACCCCCAUGUCAUCAGGAAUUAUCAGGAAAUUUAAAUUUGAACGUGAACUAAUCCUUUAAGGAAGUUAAAUGGGUCUCAAAUGCUGUUUAAUGUUUACUUUAAUUUAUUUUGUACUCCAUUUCAACCCACAUGUGUGUCUGCUACAAUCAGUAUCUCUUUCAAAAUUUGUUUGCGAUGAUUAAUGGCAUCAAGCAUGCUUUUGUAAAAGCAAAUCAGAUCAACCAGAUAUUUUACAUAUACUGUUGCAACAUCCUGUUUCUCAAGCACUUUCAGGUACAGGUUUAUUACUGACUACUACAAUAGAAAGGCUAAAUAUGAACUGUCAUGCUUCAGGCUCAAAAUAGAUAAGAUGGUAGAAUUGAAAAAAAGGUGUUACAACCUGUUAGACAUUGUACUGUGUAAUAGGCAUUUUGUCAGUGGUUUUGCUUUUGGUGGAACUUUGUAGAUUUGAAUGAAUGAACAACAUAAAACAUUUAAGUUGAACUGCUUAAAGCUGCACAAGUAAACAUCUCAUGGCAGCUGCAUGUUGCGAAAUACUCGUUGCUUUCAGAUGUUAUAGUUUUCUCAAUUGUUUUGUCAGAAUAAAACUAUAUUCUGCAGUGUC